Chenopodium quinoa (quinoa) is the source of this 1994-nucleotide messenger RNA. RefSeq names its product nucleolar protein 56-like. NCBI's taxonomy places the organism in Eukaryota, Viridiplantae, Streptophyta, Magnoliopsida, Caryophyllales, Amaranthaceae. Gene Ontology annotation, cellular component: box C/D methylation guide snoRNP complex; small-subunit processome. The transcript is spliced from 8 exons. Bases 152 to 1738 code for a protein of 528 amino acids. Gene Ontology annotation, molecular function: snoRNA binding. The record is from RefSeq and is a predicted model, not a curated record.
AAUUUCAUUCCGCACAAUCCCCCACUUCACUCAUCAAACGAAAACCCUAAACCCUAAAAGUAAAACCCACCACCUCCAUUCUCUGUUUCUUCUUCCUUGUUCAACAGAGGCGAAGAGAGAGAGAGUGAAAAGGAGGAGAGAUAAAGUAGUAAUGAAGACAUAUUUGCUAUUCGAAUCCUCAUCCGGGUAUGGGUUGUUUCAUGCUGAAGGUUUAGAUGAAAUUGGGCAGAACACCGAAGCUGUUCGUAACUCUGUUUCUGACCUUAAUCGUUUUGGUAAAGUUGUCAAGCUUACUGCUUUUCAGCCUUUUGAGUCUGCUCUUGAUGCUCUUAAUCAAUGCAAUGCUGUUUCUGAAGGUAUUAUGAAUGAUGAACUGAGAAAUUUCUUAGAGCUAAGUUUUCAAAAUUCAAAGGCCAAAGAAUUUAUUGUUGGAGUAGCAGACUCUAAACUUGGUGCUAGUAUUUCUGAAGGGACUAACAUUUCUUGCAGAAGUAAUGAAUUUAUGUUGGAGCUUCUCCGUGGUGUUCGAUUACACUUCGAGCAUUACAUCAAGAAUCUUAAGCCUGGGGAUCUAGUGAAAUCUCAAUUGGGUUUAGGACACAGCUACAGCAGAGCAAAGGUCAAGUUCAAUGUUAAUCGUGUCGACAACAUGGUUAUACAAGCGAUCUUUCUGCUUGACACCCUUGACAAAGAUGUUAACUCAUUUUCAAUGAGAGUAAGGGAGUGGUAUUCAUGGCAUUUCCCUGAGCUAGUUAAGAUAGUCAAUGACAACUAUCUUUAUGCUAAAUUGGCCAAAUAUAUUGAGAACAAGUCUGAGUUGUCUGAGGAGAAGCUGUCUGACUUGACUGAAGUUGUUGGUGAUGAGGAUAAAGCAAAGGAGAUUAUUGAAGCUGCUAAAGCAUCUAUGGGCCAAGAAUUAUCUCCCGUUGACUUGAUUAAUGUCCAGCAAUUUGCUCAAAGAGUAAUGGAUCUUUCUGAGUAUAGGAGGAAGCUUUAUGAUUACUUGGUCACAAAAAUGAACGACAUAGCCCCAAACUUGACCUCUUUGAUUGGUGAGAUGGUUGGGGCAAGAUUGAUCUCCCAUGCUGGUAGUCUUACAAAUUUGGCAAAGUGCCCUUCUUCCACCCUGCAAAUUCUUGGUGCUGAGAAAGCUCUUUUCAGGGCCCUGAAAACACGAGGAAACACACCCAAGUAUGGUCUGAUAUUCCAUUCGUCUUUCAUUGGGCGGGCAUCUUCUCGGAACAAGGGAAGGAUGGCACGUUAUCUUGCAAAUAAGUGUUCCAUUGCCUCUCGUAUUGACUGUUUCUCAGAGAAGGGCUCUACUAUUUUUGGCGAAAAGCUACGUGAACAAGUAGAGGAAAGGCUUGACUUCUAUGACAAGGGAGUUGCACCUCGGAAAAAUAUUGAUGUCAUGAAAGCAGCAAUUGAAACCCAAAAGGAUGGUGAUGAUGAUAUGGACUUGGAUAAUCAGCCUGACUCUGCUGUAAAAAAGAGUAAGAAAAAGAAAUCCAAGGAUGACGAUGUUGCUGCCACAAAUGGUAGUGGAUUGGAAGAAACUAAGUCUGAGAAGAAAAAGAAGAAGGAAAAGCGGAGAUUAGAACAAGAACAAUCUGUAGCAGUUGAGAACGGUGAGAAGGAAGAUGGAACUAUCAAGAAGAAGAAGAAAAAGAGCAAAGAUGAUGGUGAGGAUGUAUCAGCUGUGAGUGAGAGCAAGAAGAAAAAGAAGUCAAAAGAAUGAACAGGAUAAAAGUUAUGUUUUGUUACCUGGGUUUGCCAGAUUUUGAUUCGGUUGCAGCGUCUAAUGGCUUAUAUCUAUGGUUAAUCCAUUUAGGGAUGUACUGAUGUACUUAUCCCUUGUUUAUUUUAAUUGUAAUGUAGGAACUGAUGGGUUGUUUAUUAUUAUUACAAGUUUUGAUAAUCGUAACGUGUUAUUGUAAAUCGCUUUUUUGGUGCUACGAGUUAUUGUUAAAUGUGAUGUUUGAUAUUAUGGCUUA